Cydia fagiglandana is the source of this 4066-nucleotide messenger RNA. RefSeq names its product LIM domain-containing protein jub (gene jub). Gene Ontology annotation, cellular component: transcription regulator complex; nucleus; P-body. NCBI's taxonomy places the organism in Eukaryota, Metazoa, Arthropoda, Insecta, Lepidoptera, Tortricidae. Gene Ontology annotation, biological process: regulation of DNA-templated transcription; cytoskeleton organization; negative regulation of hippo signaling. Gene Ontology annotation, molecular function: transcription corepressor activity. The record is from RefSeq and is a predicted model, not a curated record. The coding region runs from base 110 to 2245 and encodes 711 amino acids. The transcript has 6 exons.
UUUGAUGUUUUGUUUGAGGUUUCUUUGCAAAAGAUUAUGAUUCACAUUUAUCUAAAUGAACUGUUAAUCAUUAUUUAGGCAGUUUUAACGAUUGGCAUUUAUAUAAAUAAUGGAUUCUUCUAGAAGAAAUAACUUUGAAGAUCAGCGGUGCAUCCUAGGACUACAAGAUUUGAAAUUAUCCAACAAAGAUGAGGACGGCACUGAGCAAGCGCACGGGGCUGCAACAUCGAAAACAAACUCUCUCGCUAAGGCUCGGCCUGUGGGAGCGAUCGAAAGCUUCGUUUUGGACAACACCCAGACAAAUAGACAGGAUUAUAGUUUUUACGAACGUUCAAAUGUGAUAGCAGCUUCAAAGUUCGCGACUCCAAAGCGUGUAGAAACGAUAGCGUCGAUCAACAAACGCGAUAUAAACACGGCGGCACUCCCCGCGAGCCCAACACGAUCCAUCGAUAGUAAGUCGCAGAGGUCGCUCAGUUACCAAACUGAGGAUCUGUACGAGAUUCCUGCAAACCCAAAUUCCCAGUUUCCACCUCCGGUGUAUGAAAACAUUGAAUACUACGGUGAACAGCGAUCCCAGCAGCCGCCGUACUUCCACCAGUUGUACCAGGCGGGCGCGCCGCCGCCGCCGCCGCCGCCCGUGUCCGACGGCUACUACGACACGCGCUACAGCAAGGCUCAACCGCAAGUACCUGUCAACGCUAAGCCUAAACAUAACCCUACUGUCUACGAAAAUAUGCUUUGUUCAGAUGGUGAUAAGAAAAACGAAUAUAAACCACUUCAGAAGAAUGAGCAACGUUUUGUGCAGCAAGGAUCAAUGCCAGGGCCACAAGUGCCUAAUACUGCAUCCAACAGAAGCAUUUCACAGUUGUUAAUGAAUGACAAAGGCAUAUCAGAAAAAACUCCUCCACCGCCUCCAUAUAAUUCCUCCCAAGACAGCUCUAGCAGUGAUUAUACAGUUAUGAAAUCAGCUCCACCUAAGUACACAGAUGUCACAGCUCUUCUUAAGAAUGGCAGUGCUUCCAGUUUUGACAGUAAAGUUGUUCCAUCAACUGCUAUUUAUGCCUCAAUAGCCCCAAGUGCUCAAAGGCCUAAGGCUUAUUCUGCUACUGAAGUUCAACAAAACCCCAAGUUUUAUCACUCAAAGCCUAAUCCAGGAAUUGACAAGCCACCAGCUAUAAAUGGUGGAUUUGCAAAGCCACCACCAGUUAAUCGGAUGCAGAUAGUGGAUGAUGCCAAUGCUUCAGACUAUGUGUGCAUGAGUGGAGGUUCCCCUGCUACAACAGUUCCCACAACAAGAGAUAACAUGUCAUCUGGCUCGGAAUCUCUAGGAUCUCGGAACUUGGUGUCAGGUCUGCCAUCUUUGUGCUCACCGGCAGCAUCACCAGCACCAAGUCCAACACCGAGUUCAGUAUCAGGUGUGUCUGGUGUGUCGGGUGGCUCACGCGGUUCAGGUGGACGCGGAAAGAGUUUGCUGCCAUAUAGCAUCACACCACCUCGCCCUGCUGGGCCCAGUGAGGCGCAACGCAAGAUUGAGGAGCUCACAAGACAGCUUGAAGAAGAAAUGGAAAGGCAAGAUGAGGAAGGAGAAUACUUUGGCAUCUGCCACACAUGUGGCACUGGUGUGACGGGCGCCGGACAGGCGUGCCAAGCCAUGGGCAACCUGUACCACACCAACUGUUUCAUCUGCUGCUCGUGCGGACGCGCGCUGCGCGGGAAAGACUUCUACAACGUGCAUGGCAAGGUGUACUGUGAGGAGGACUACUUGUAUUCUGGAUUCCAACAGACUGCAGAAAAAUGUGCAAUAUGCGGCCACUUGAUCAUGGAAUUGAUCCUGCAAGCAAUGGGCAAGUCAUACCACCCGGGCUGUUUCCGCUGCUGCGUCUGCAACGAGUGUCUCGACGGCGUGCCCUUCACCGUGGACGUGGACAACAAGAUCUACUGCGUCAACGACUACCACCGCAUGUUCGCACCCAAGUGCGCCAGCUGCGGGAAAGGCAUAACCCCAGUGGAGGGCACGGACGAGACGGUGCGCGUGGUGUCCAUGGACCGCGACUUCCACGUGGACUGCUACAUGUGCUGCGUGUGCGGCAUGCAGCUCACCGACGAGCCCGACAAGCGAUGCUAUCCGCUCGCCGGCAAGCUGAUGUGCCGCUCGUGCCACCUCGCCACCAUCGGCGCCGCCUCGGGCCCCGGCCAGCCGCCCGCGCCGCACCUGUCGCCCGCCUCCUACCAGUACAUGGGAUAAACACACAGCGAUGGAAAACACACGAGGGCUCUAAAGCAUGUCUCUAUCUCACAAAAAGCGGAAUACUUUUGAGCACUGGGCGCGACUGCAAAACUGUAACAUGUGGGCUCAAAUUUCAACUUACAAAUACCUAAUGGAGCCGAGUGGCGUUACUGUCACGUACCCAGAUAAUAGUUUCUACAGCCAUCAAAAAACUGUCCGACAGACCUUGGCGCAACGUGUAACGAUUCUAGAUAGCCGGAUGUUAACUUUCCCCUUAUAUUAGUUAUCACGUAUACUCUGGCACACCCAGUUUGUCAGUGGAAAAAGGCGCGAAAUUAAAAUGUUCCAUGGGAGGACAACCCUUCGUACCGACAUUUUUUAACUUUGCCGCCUUUUUCCACUGACAAACUGGGUGUGCCAGACUAUAUGUCCCAUGUUUUUAUUUGAUGGUGUGCUACAUGCUAUAAGUAGUUCCUUCCACAACGAUUUAUCGUAAUGUCCAAACCGAAGCUGAUCUGUCUGCAUGCCUUGACAAACAUAUACCUAUCUGGAACCAUUCCAGUAGAUAUAAACGUCGUUGACGUCAAUUGGAUUGGAUAUAUAACUGGACAUUGCGGUUCAUUCGAAGUUAUUCGGUAAUUCUAUACAAACGUUUUUAUACCUGCAUUAGAAUACCUACCUACAAAUAAUCAUAUCGGGAUUCAUGAAAAGAAGAUUAGAUAGACUCUAACUAUAAUGCAUAAUGGCUAAAACUUGUUGUCUAUUGCCUUUGUUAAGUUUUUAGAUCUUAGUUGCUGUAUGUUCAUAUGAAAUUUUAGGGUUUACUGUAAGUAAAGAAAAUAUAUCAAUAUCCAGUUCUGAGCCGUAAGCGAUCAAAACAAUGUUUGAUGCUAAUUUAAGACUAAUAUGCGCAGCUUGGUAAUAUUUGUAUGCAUUUGUUUAUAAUCUGGCAGUUGGCCAUGAAGAAUGUUUUUUACAAAAGUAUUCAUAAGUAGUACAGUUUUUAUAUUAUUAUGCUCUCUCUGCUGUAAAAAGUAACGAAAGACUCGAUGUAUAUGAUACAUUAUACCUAUUAAAAGGCUCAAAUAAUAAUUACGGCAUAUGUUCCACUUGAUAUUGAAUUGAUUUAUAUUAGUACAUAGGCUUAAGUUAAUGGUGAUAAAAAUGUUGACAGAAACGAAGUAUUAGAUGUUCAUAUAUACAAAACGCGAUUUAACUCAAUAAAUAUUACGAAAAUGUAAUGCAGUCUGUUAUAAUUAUAAGUCAGCAAAUAGGCUAAUCUAUUCCAUAUUUCAUAUGUAAGUAUAUGUAAUUGUAUGUGAUUAGUUGGAGCAACAGUGGCACAAGCCUGUUAUAGAUGUGAUAUCCAAUAGAUUUACUGCUCUGAUUCUUUUGAGUAGAUAUGUCUCUACUACACUGCGAACGACAAGUGAAUUGCUGUUGUACACUAAAAUUGACUAUUAUCAUGCCAUUCAUAUUUAUAUUUUAAAGUCUUAAUUCUUUAUGCAAUAUAAUGACUUGAUGACACAGAUUGCUAAUGGUUAACAAUGCCAUUCAAUGGAAAAGUGCCACGAACGUUGCUAUGCAUUUAUUACGUUUUAAAUAAAACGCCAUAUGACAGCACACCUGGUGAUGAACUCCGGUCUGUGGCAAUGAAAUUAAAUGGUAAAUUCAAUGUCAUCUCCAUACAUUCAUGAUGGCGCUCCUAUACAUUCCAGUUCCGUGCUGUCUUGUUGUGUACUUAAUUUUAGAUUGUUUUAUAAUCUGUACAUAUUGCUGAGGAAAAAUGUGAUUAUUUAGCCCUUUUACACAAAAUAAAGAUGGUUUGUUAAGGCAUAA